AUGGGAAACCGGGGCAAACGCGUCGAAGCCGGAUAUUCCACCACCACCCCUAGAGCAUAUGAUAUCAACAAGAAACGUUUAUCUGAGCAGUUGAAGGAGAGGGGAAAUACUGCCUUUAAGACUGAAGACUUCGAGCUCGCGAUUGAUUAUUACUCACAGGCCAUCGAAGGGUUCGACCAAGAGAGUGUUUACUACUCCAAUCGUGCAGCCGCAUACAUCUCGACUAAACGUUUUCGCAUGGGGCUGGCAGAUUGCCAGCGAGCCGUGUCGCUUCGACAAGACAAUCCGAGCGCGAAAGUGCUCCUCCGGCUUGGGCGCUGCCACUUCGCUCUGGGAAACACGAUGCCUGCGCUUACUGCGUUGCGCCAGGUGCUUGCUGUUGAGCCCGAGAACAGCGUUGCGCAGGCUUUUCACAAGAAAGUGAUCGACCUGCAGGGCCAUGUGCGCGAUUUUGAGGGCGCGCGUUCGAGGGGCCACUGGCGGAUGGCGCGGAGCGCGCACGAAAUGUGCGUCAAAGCCUUGGAAGACGAGCAAGGUGAGAUCCCGGUGGAAUGGAAGUGUUGGGGCAUAGAGUUAGACAUCGCUCGAGCGAAGUGGGAGGAAGCCCGCGAGGCUGUUGAGAACUCGAUCAAGGACUAUCCAACCUCUGCCGACGUAACCAUGUUACAAAGUCUGGUUCUCUUUCUCACUGGGAAGCUGGCGGAUUCUUCUCAGCAAAUUCUUGCGACACUUCGCAUGGAUCCAGACAACGGAAAGGCCAAGCGGCUCCGUCUUCGUGUGAAGACUGUGGAACGACUGAAAGAAGAAGGAAGGGUGUUCUUCAAAGACGCUCAAUGGGCAGAGGCUAUCACUAAAUACAGCGAAGCGAUGGAGGUUGUUGGGGAGAAACCCGAGGAAGGGAUGGGAGGCCAUAUGCGAGCAGUGCUCUUGUCCAACAGAGCCACGGCAUACAUCAAGCUUGAUCGGUACAAAGAAGCCAUGGCCGAUGUCAAGGCAUCCUUGACUCUCCAUCCCACAUUCUUCAGGGUCCUCCGCACUCGUGUAACAAUCAACCUGCACGAAGAAAGCUUUGAUGCGGCCAUUGAGAACCUCAAGCAGGCGAUGGAAUAUGCGCCGUCCGAAGCAGAACGCCAAUCGCUCCAGGAUGAGCUCGAUACAGCGGAGCAACUCGCAGAAGAAGAUCGCCAAAAACAAAAAGAUCACUAUAAGAUUCUGGGCGUCGAGCGCCACUGCUCCCUGCUCGAUAUAAAAAAGGCAUAUAGGAGGGAGAGCCUCAAGCAUCACCCUGACAAGGGAGGAAACGAAGAGAAAUUCAAGCUUGUCGCACAAGCGUACAUGACACUCUCUGACCCAGCAGAGCGCUUAAAGCAUGACACAGAGCUCAGCGAGAAUGAUUCGUGGCCAUAG
This is a messenger RNA of Heterobasidion irregulare TC 32-1, 1407 nucleotides long. RefSeq lists its product as uncharacterized. Gene Ontology annotation, molecular function: protein binding. The record is from RefSeq and is a predicted model, not a curated record. The transcript has 8 exons. The coding region runs from base 1 to 1407 and encodes 468 amino acids. NCBI's taxonomy places the organism in Eukaryota, Fungi, Basidiomycota, Agaricomycetes, Russulales, Bondarzewiaceae.